AUGCAGGAUGAUCUGCAAACAUUGGAUAUGUAUGACAGUGGCGCAUUUGGUACUACAUUUUAUUCACUUUGCUGUGUUAUUGCAGAUGAAGGCGAUGAAACAGGUGUAGUGGCUACUUCUCCAUCUGAGGAGACUGUGGCAGCGGAUGGCACUUCAGAUGGUGCUGCGCUUGAAUUAUGUGCCGAAAAUGCGGAAACCGUGACCAAUAGUCGACUUGCUUCCUUGCAGACAGUGAGAGAAGUGCUGGGCUGGUCACUUAAUGAAAAUGACCAAAACUACUGCAUAACACCAGCAUUGUUUGGGACUAGCUUCGUUUUCCAGAAGACUCCAGUUUCCGGUAAUGGCAUUGUACCAAGCUAA
Molecule: messenger RNA, 360 nt
Organism: Gongylonema pulchrum
Lineage: Eukaryota; Metazoa; Nematoda; Chromadorea; Rhabditida; Gongylonematidae
Source: the annotation of a GenBank genome assembly